Molecule: messenger RNA, 1115 nt
Organism: Umbelopsis ramanniana AG
Lineage: Eukaryota; Fungi; Mucoromycota; Umbelopsidomycetes; Umbelopsidales; Umbelopsidaceae
Exons: 9
Coding region: 49-1053 (334 amino acids)
Molecular function (GO): oxidoreductase activity
Source: RefSeq, a predicted model, not a curated record
CUUUGUGCAUAGCCUUCUCGUCAUUACAACUUCCAAUCACUCACAGUCAUGUCAAUGAAAGCCAUUCAAGUCAAGUCUCCCGGUGCUGCAACCGAUUUAUAUAUUGGAGACUAUCCUAAGCCCUCAGCUGGAGAUAGUCAGAUCCUUGUCAAGGUCAAGGCGUUUGCCCUCAAUCGAAUGGAUCUUCUCCAACGAAAAGGACUGUAUCCUCCUCCCAAGGGCGCCAGCAACAUUAUGGGUGUUGAGGUCUCUGGAAUCGUAGAAGAAGUUGGGCAAAACGUCAAAGGAUUCAAAGUAGGCGACGCCGUCUUCGGACUCCUUAGUGGUGGAGGUUAUGCAGAGUACGCGACCAUUGAGCAAGAACUUGCCAUGCAUAAGCCUGACAACUUGUCUUUUGAGGAAGCUGCUGCUAUUCCCGAGACUUGGUUCACUGCCUACCAAGGAUUGUUUUUUGUGGCCGGUUUCAAGAAAGGUGAUGAUGUUUUGAUUCAUGCUGGUGCCUCUGGCGUUGGUAUCGCAGCCAUUCAGAUCGCAAAGCUAUUUGGAGCAAACAAGAUCUUCGUUACUGUUGGUUCAGAUGAUAAGGUCAGCUUCUGCGAAAAAGUGGGAGCCACCAAGGGUUUUAACUACAAGACGGGCGACUGGGCCAAACAGCUCUCAGAAGCCACUAAUGGUCAAGGCGUCAACGUUAUCAUUGACCCCAUUGGUAAAAACUACUUUGCUCAAAAUUUAGACAGCCUGGCUGUCGAUGGCCACAUGGUCAUCAUAGCUUUCAUGAGUGGCAACAUUGUCGACAAGGUGGAUCUCGGUCCAAUGCUGAGAAAGAGACUCAGAAUUGAAGGAUCAGCCCUUCGUAGUCGAUCGCUAGAAUACCAAGCCCGUCUACGUGAUGAAAUUGAGCAGCAUUUGGUGCGAGAACAUUUCGCUAAGCCUGAUCAUGAUCAUCUACGCAUCUUUAUCGACAAGGUGUAUAACUGGAACGAUGUCAUCGAAAGUCACAAAUAUCUCGAAAGCGAUCAAUCCAUGGGCAAGAUCGUACUCAAAAUCGAAUAAGCAUAGGUGAUGUUGUGUGCAAUAAACAGUGUUAUUGAAAAUUUUCUUUUUAUUGUUCGUGC